AUGGGAAUCGCAAAUAAAAAUAAACCAUAAAUGAAGUAUAGACGCGUAUACACAUGAAGAGAUGAGAGUGGAAUUAUACAAAUAUAUAGCAAGCAUAAAAAGAACCGAAAUUCCUUUUCUUUUUCUCGUUAAAAAAGCAUUUGUUUCCCUUUAAUUUGUCUUUGUUCUCCUUCUCUCUUCUCACUUUCCUUUUUGAUUUUGUGCUCUCUUCGCGUUUCUCUUUGGUCAUCUUGCUUCCUCUCUUUCGUUUUGCCUUUCUUAUUUUUGAUUCCCCCACCAAGUUUUUUUUUGCUGGAGUUCUUUCCCUUAAAGAUCCAUCAAACUUUAAUAAAGAAGGAAGAAGAAAGAGAUAAUAAAGGGUAGAAGGAACAAUGGCUUUCUCAUCUAAUUGGUCACAGGUUUACUUCUUUGAUCUUCCAUUACUAAAUCCUACGAAUUCGAAUCAUCAGCAUCAUCAUCAGCACCAGCUUCUCGAAAAUGGAAGUAUAAUUAGUGGCCACGGACUACUCUCUCACCAACUUCCACCUCUCCAAGCAAACCCUAACCCUAGCCACCAAUAUGUCGCUACCUCUGCUGGUCUUCCGUCGAGAUCGAUGGCGGAGAGAGCGAGGCAAGCCAAAAUUCCUCCACCUGAGGGACCCCUAAAGUGUCCUCGAUGCGACUCUAGCAACACUAAGUUCUGUUACUACAACAACUACAACCUCACUCAGCCUCGUCACUUCUGCAAAGGUUGCCGUCGCUACUGGACACAAGGCGGCGCCCUGAGAAACGUCCCUGUCGGUGGAGGCUGCCGGAGGAAUAACAAGAAGGGAAAAAAUGGAAAUUCAAAAUCUUCUUCUUCUUCGUCCAAACAGUCUUCUUCCUCGGCCAACGCUCCAAGUCCUAGCUCAGGACAGCUAAGGACAAAUCAUCAGUUCCCGUUUUCACCAACUCUUUACAAUCUCACUCAACUCGGAGGUAUUGGUUUGAACUUAGCCGCUACUAAUAGCAACAACCAAUCUCACCAAAUCGGUUCGAGUUUGAUGAACGAUUUAGGGUUUCUCCAUGUUGGAAAUGGACGAAAUACUUCAACUCCGAUGACGGGAAACAUUCAUGAAAACAACAACAACAACGAAAACAACCUGAUGGCAUCCGUUGGAUCCUUGAGUCACUUUGCUCUCUUCGAUCCAACAACGGGGCUAUACGCUUUCCAGAACGAGGGUAAUAUCGGAAACAACGUUGGGAUAUCUGGUUCUUCUACUUCAAUGGUUGAUUCUAGGGUUUACCAGACGCCUCCCGUAAAGAUGGAAGAACAACCUAAUUUGGCUAACUUAUCUAGACCGGUCUCCGGUUUGACGUCUCCUGGGAAUCAAACAAAUCAGUACUUUUGGCCCGGUUCGGAUUUCUCGGGUCCUUCUAAUGAUCUCCUGUGAGAUUUAUGUGUUUUUGUCGGAUCAUUAAUGUAUGUUACGACGUGAAGAUUGAUUAAAAGGACUACGAACGGUCAGGAUUAACUGCAUGCAGAGUAUAUGCUCAGGACGAUGAUCGUGGAGAAGUACUAGGACAAACUAAAAGGUAUCUUAAUUAGAGAUUGUGGUUUAAAACUUCGAUUUGUUUGUAUUGCGUGAUUUCAUGGUUGAUCUGAUUCUGAAGUUGCUAUAUAUGUCUCAAUACAUGUGUGUAACAGUCCAAUUUCUAUACUCUUUAGACUGAGUUUCAUUAAAUAUAUAAUAUUUGCUUGUUCUAUCUAA
Arabidopsis lyrata subsp. lyrata is the source of this 1730-nucleotide messenger RNA. RefSeq names its product dof zinc finger protein DOF1.1. Lineage: Eukaryota; Viridiplantae; Streptophyta; Magnoliopsida; Brassicales; Brassicaceae. The coding region runs from base 372 to 1412 and encodes 346 amino acids. Gene Ontology annotation, molecular function: DNA binding; DNA-binding transcription factor activity. The record is from RefSeq and is a predicted model, not a curated record. Gene Ontology annotation, biological process: regulation of DNA-templated transcription. The transcript is spliced from 2 exons.